Molecule: messenger RNA, 1204 nt
Organism: Amphiprion ocellaris (clown anemonefish)
Lineage: Eukaryota; Metazoa; Chordata; Actinopteri; Pomacentridae
Product: alpha-amylase-like
Exons: 4
Coding region: 1-1110 (369 amino acids)
Biological process (GO): carbohydrate metabolic process
Molecular function (GO): alpha-amylase activity; cation binding
Source: RefSeq, a predicted model, not a curated record
AUGGGGAUGGGGGUAAGAGUUCCAGCUCUGGGUUGUGCGUAUUUGUGGGCAGGGGAGAGGGAGGGAGGUGGUGUGAUGGAGGCUGCAGCUCUGGGGAAAAAGCUGUUCCUCAGCCUGCUAGUCUGUGUUUUGAUGGUGCAGUAUCUCUUCCCAGACGGCAAUGGGACAAACAGGGAGUGUCCUGGGUGGCUGAUGUCCAUGCAGAUGGCCCGUGCUCUUCUCUGCAGGCAUUUAGUGUACACAGAAUCUAAGUCCGCGAGCUCAGCUCCCACAAUUCUCUGUGCUACCUUCACCAACCAGAACAAAUCUUCUCUGUCUUUUGCUGUGCAGCCACUUUACCACACUGUGCAGCCCUGGCAGAGGAUGUUCUCGAUGAUCUCUCCUCCAAAUGAGCACAUUGUGCUGAACGAUCCCUGGAGACCCUGGUGGCAGAGAUACCAACCAAUCGGCUACAAGUUGUGUUCCAGAUCUGGCAGUGAGAACGAGCUGAGGGACAUGAUCUCCAGAUGCAACAAAGUUGGGGUCAACAUCUAUGUGGAUGUUGUCAUCAACCAUAUGUGCAGAGCUGGUGGUGGAGAGGGAACCCACUCCUCAUGUGGAAGCUGGUUCAAUGCCAGCAAGAAAGAUUUUCCCAGUGUCCCCUAUUCCCACUUGGACUUCAACGACUACAAAUGCAGGACCGCCAGUGGCAACAUUGAGAACUAUGGUGACAAAUAUCAGGUACGUGACUGUCGUCUGGUCGGUCUGUUGGACCUUGCCUUGGAGAAAGAUUAUGUUAGGAGCAAGGUGGCUGACUACAUGAACAGUCUGAUUGAUAUGGGUGUGGCUGGAUUCAGAGUAGAUGCCACCAAGCACAUGUGGCCUGGUGACCUGGAGGCUGUCUACGGUCGUCUGCACAACCUUAAUACCAGCUGGUUCCCUGGUGGCUCCAGAUCCUUCAUCUUCCAGGAGGUAGUUUUCCCAAAAUGCUUUUAUAAAGGUCCCUCAAAUAUAGUGAUUGAAUAUCUCAAAAAGACAGAAGAAAAUGUAUGGAGUCAGUACUAUUAUUAUACAUCGGUAUCAGUUAGGUACCACUGUAUAGUAAAAGCUCCUUGUCAAAUACAGAUGUAACUUCAGUUCACGUCCAUAUUUGACAGUUGUUUGUUUUGUUAGAAUAUCUUGCUGUGCCAACAGGCUAGAUGAACUUAUUUGAACUUGAUUUUCA